This is a messenger RNA of Lactuca saligna, 959 nucleotides long. The record is from the annotation of a GenBank genome assembly. NCBI's taxonomy places the organism in Eukaryota, Viridiplantae, Streptophyta, Magnoliopsida, Asterales, Asteraceae.
AUGCCACUGUCGCCAUCACCAUUACUUCCGUUACCACGAUCAAGGCCACCAUCACCAUCACGAUCACCACCACCCACCACCGCUACUGCCCCCACCACCAUUUCCACCACUGCCGGAAUUUUACUAUUUCUAUCGUCUCUUGAGAACAUUAACCUCUCCCUUUCUAUUCUACUUGUGAGUUGUGAGCGACAAAGAAGGCGUAUAGUUGAGGCAGAGUUUGAAGCGUCGCCAAUCGAAGCAGCGUUUCCGUUCCAUACUCCGUUUAUCGAUUUGCCGGAAAACAUGUCAGGAGUCAACAACGAUGAAGACAAGAAGCCUGGGACUGGUGAUCAAGGAGCUCACAUCAAUUUGAAAGUCAAAGGCCAGGAUGGAAAUGAAGUGUUCUUCAGAAUCAAAAGGAGCACACAACUGAAGAAGCUUAUGAAUGCUUACUGUGAUCGACAAUCUGUUGAGCUUAAUUCCAUUGCUUUCUUGUUUGAUGGGCGUCGUCUUCGAGGGGAGCAGACUCCUGAUGAGCUGGAAAUGGAGGAAGGUGAUGAGAUAGAUGCAAUGCUGCAUCAAACUGGAGGCAACUCUACCAACCUUUAAGACUUUUCUCAUGUUUUUUGUUCUAUCAUUCUAUGCUCUGUGUUAUGUUCUGUUUCUUGGUUUGUGAUACUUAAAUGUUUAAGGUCUUGAUUUCUGUCUCAUGUAAGGGUUAAAAAGUAAAAAACCCAUGGUUGUAGUGGCCUAAAUUUGUAUUAUGUUCAGUUUGAUAUAUGCUUUUGUGUUUGAAUUAAUUGUGGUUGUAUCUGCAAGACUAGAGUAAUCAUGUUUGCAAAUAGCAUCUAAGAAAAUCCUCAGUCAACUUUUAUGUGAGAAAAAUAGUUUUUAAUGUUCAUGCUACAAAGUAAGUUUUUUGUAACUUGGUACUUAUUUUGUAUCUGAGAUUUUUAUAUGAAUAUACACAUACUAUAAGG